CGCACUCCCACCGGGACGACUAUAGUCGCUGUGCGCACGGGUCCGCGAAUUGUUUUCCCAAAUUUUCCCAUUGCCGUCUGCUCGCGCUACGGCACGUACACGUACACUCCGACCACGGUUUCUGUUGCACAACACGUAUCGCCGUUAUUUCUAAUAUCGUCCACACAAAAUAUUAUUGUAUUCUACCGGUGACGCGCACGCGGCCGCGUCCGGAAAACACUCCGUUUUUUUUUCUUCUCACUUUUCCACAAGUAUUUCCGAUAUAUAUUUUUUUUUACCCUCCGACCGCGCACAGGUUACAUCCGUUUUCGCGUCGCACACAACACUAUAUUCAACGAUGUCAUCACGCGUGCACGUGACGGUUUGACGACCGCUUGCAGCACUGCAUCUGCACACCGCGCGCUCACGGGCCGAGAUCUCCGCGCCCGCGACGUGCCGCACGUGUACGUUCGUUUACCGGAAACGCGCGUAGAAAACAUCGUCACCCGACCGGACACAGCGCGCACGCAAGUUGACGGACACGUACAGGACAGCGGUGGGCCCGGAAGGCAUCACGGUGGUGUCGACGGAAGAAGACGGACGGACGGUGGCCGGCGCCGGCUACUGGACGGGCGGCGCGACCGGCGGCGACGCCGACGCCGACGCCGCGGUCGCGGCCCCGUGGCAGUCAACGUUGGGCACGCUGGGCGGUGGCGUCGUCGGCAAUGUCGGCAACAUCGGUAACGGCGGCGGCGGAAACGGCGGCGGCGGCGGCGGUGAGCUGGAUCCCGUGGCCGCGUGGGGCCGUAAGCUCUACGCGACGCCGGGCAACCAUCACCGAAACGCCGCCGCGGCCGGUCUCAUGUUCGGCCUGCACCACCAUCACCAGGAGACCGGUUCGCCCGGCGGCAUUUCCGGACUGCACCAUCACCACCAUCACCACCAUCAUCACCAGGUCCGUGGCCCCGUCACAGGGCUCAAAGAAGAACCGCUGGCCAACUCGCAGUUGUCCGUCCCGCGGUCGUGGAUGCAGCCGUCCAUCAUCGAUCAAAGCAGUAUCGGUGUUGGAAGGGCGCACUUUGAGAAACAACCACCAAGCAAUCUAAGGAAAUCAAAUUUCUUUCAUUUUGUGAUCGCGCUGUACGACAGGUCUCAGCAGCCGAUCGAAAUUGAACGGACCGCGUUCAUCGGAUUCAUAGAAAAACCGGAAUCCGAGUCGCAGAAGACCAACAACGGUAUUCAGUAUAGACUACAGCUGUUGUAUGCUAAUGGUGUACGACAAGAACAAGACAUAUACGUGAGACUUAUCGAUACCGUUACCAAACAAGCCAUCAUUUACGAGGGUCAAGACAAGAAUCCAGAAAUGUGCCGGGUGCUGCUCACGCACGAAGUCAUGUGCAGUCGGUGCUGCGAUAAGAAAAGCUGUGGCAACAGAAACGAAACGCCAUCCGAUCCGGUCAUCAUCGACAGAUUUUUCCUCAAGUUUUUCUUGAAGUGCAAUCAAAAUUGUUUAAAAAACGCUGGCAAUCCCAGAGACAUGCGAAGGUUUCAAGUGGUCAUUUCGACACAAGUCACGGUUGAAGGUCCUCUAUUGGCCGUAUCGGAUAACAUGUUUGUACACAACAACUCCAAACACGGUCGCCGAGCAAAACGUUUAGACCCAAACGAUGGCAUGUUUUCUCCUCUACCCGUAGCCACCCCUUGUAUUAAACAUAUCACGCCGAGCGAAGGAUGGACCCACGGUGGAGCUUCGGUUACUAUAUUGGGUGAUAAUUUUUUUGACGGGUUGCAAGUGGUUUUCGGUAGCAAUCUAGUCUGGAGCGAACUAUUAACUCCUCAUGCCAUACAAGUACAAACACCACCCAGACCCAUACCAGGUAUCGUGGAAGUGACGUUGUCAUACAAAUCUAAACAGUUUUGCAAAGGAUCUCCCGGAAGAUUUGCGUAUAUAUCACUGAGUGAACCGACCAUCGAUUAUGGUUUCCAAAGACUACAGAAGUUCGUACCAAGAUAUCCGGGCGAUCCCGAAAAACUGCCAAAGGAAGUGAUCCUGAAACGAGCUGCGGACUUGGCGGAAGCUCUGUACACAAUGCCCAGAAACAACCAGUUAUCGUUGUCAUUGCCCAGAUCCCCAUGUUCUCGUGACAGGGACGGUAACAAUAUGUCGUCAACGGGAUCCGCGGGCACCGGCUUCAAUCCGUACACCGGUCAGCUAGCGGUCACCGUGCACGAUCACGGAGCAACGGGUCAAUGGAAUGACGACGACUACGGUCGAGGCCAGAGCAGCAGCGUGUCACCUCGGGGCGGCGGCUACGGGUCCAGCGCAUCGACGCCGCACUCGACCAACGGCACGAACGGCGGCAGCACGUACAUCAACCCGCCGCCGACCAGCGUGAGCGGCGGCGGCGGAGGCGGAGGCGGCGGUGGCGGCGGCGGCGGAGGAGGCGGCGGCGGCGGCAACGGCAACCAGUCCAAUUCCGGUCCGAACAACGGGAACGGCGGCAAUUACAACGGGUCCUCGAUGCCCAACACCACGUCCGCGGCGUCGUCCGUCCAACUGACCAACAUGAACUCGCCCACGGCCACCUCGCACCCGUCGCUCUUCAACUCCUCGUCGCGAAUGGGCACUCUAGUAACAUCUCCAUUCGCCAUGAAUCCCUUUGCACUACCUAACUGCAACGGACAACCUUACGCCACCAGCCCGUUAAUCAGCUCGUCAGCGAAAUAAAUAAUACAAGACGCAAAGUGUCAUUAAAUUAGUAUCGAUUAUGUUUUCCAGUUAUUAAAGUCGAUCGACUUGAACCGAUCCCGGAAACUUUCGAAUUACACACGUCGGUAUAGUUACGUCAUAUAAUUAUUAUUAUUAUAAUCGUUAUGUCAAACAACGCUAUUUUGGAGAAUUUUUAAUUCUAAAUCGACCAACUACAAAUUAUUAACGAUAAAAAAAAAAAAUAAAA
Molecule: messenger RNA, 2936 nt
Organism: Sipha flava (yellow sugarcane aphid)
Lineage: Eukaryota; Metazoa; Arthropoda; Insecta; Hemiptera; Aphididae
Product: transcription factor collier-like
Exons: 14
Coding region: 842-2707 (621 amino acids)
Biological process (GO): regulation of transcription by RNA polymerase II
Molecular function (GO): RNA polymerase II cis-regulatory region sequence-specific DNA binding; DNA-binding transcription factor activity, RNA polymerase II-specific
Source: RefSeq, a predicted model, not a curated record